ACGAGUACGGUUUAGUGCGAGUUGGCGAAUAACAGCAAUUUAACGCUGCGUGUUGCAGUAUCCGUUGAAGUUAAAUAUUGUACGUUUGUCGGCUUUAUUUUUUGUUGUUUUUCGGAAAGUAGUGUGCUUACGUAUUUCUGACGUUUUGCUAUUGUUUUGACCAGUUUACAAGCGAAUCCCGGCGCAUAAAAUUAGGCAUCGCAUUACUUACGCCCCUCUUCAAUUCGCAGUUGUAGCCGUUUGUGGGGUGUUCUGCUCGGCUAAUUGGCAGCAAGCGCACUUAACAAUAUUGUUUAUUAUACAUUUUUGCUGUUACUGUGUGUUGGUAUUGUAUUUUAUACUUCUGUGUUCUAAUUGUUCUUGAUUUUGAGUGCAUUUUUCGUUGUCGUGAACGAACAUUCAGUUGUUGUGAAUUGCAACUAAGGUGUCAGAAGAAAAUCUUAAAAAUGUGAAAUAUGAGCCGAACAUUGUGGCGAAUCGCGUAAAAGUCUAAACCUGUCAAAUCAACAACAUAAAACAAAAAAAAAAAGAAAUAAAUAAAUAUUAUACUAACAAUAAGAAGCUAACGUCAGCAACCUGAUUAAAAUACAUAUGUACAUAUACAUACAUAUAUACAGAUGCAUCAACCAACGAUUUUCUCGUGAAUGAUUUUCUCAAUUGGCAUUGGUGUAGUGCGCUUAUAAGUAACGAUACUGCCUAUUUGUGUUGUUGCCGGCGAUCGACAGUGCUUUCAUACAUGCAUACAUAUGUACAUGCAUGCGUACAUACAUAUGUACACAGUUGAUUGAAGGAAUUGCACGGCAACGAUUUUCCCUCCCGGUGAAAAUAUUGCUGCUGCAGCUUGAACGCGCGCUGUUGUUGUCUUCUCUCAGCGCUACUAUAGUAUGUGUGUACACGAUCGAGAUGUUUGCUGCUGUGUCUUACUACUUAGUACAAUAAGUAACUGAUGUUAUUGUUAUUGUGCUGCUACUGUUACCGGAUUACAAUGUGCGCGCUGAAGUAGAAAGUUGCCGUCAACCGCAUUGUUGCUGACUUUUUUUCUAAUUUUCGCGUUUCUUUAUGCUUGUGUUAUUAAUUUAUAUUUCAUACCUGAAUUUAUGUUUAUUAAAAACACUUAAUGCUCUUAAAGAAAAGCAAUACGCAUUCUACUCAUACUUUGACCACACCACCACAAUUAAAAAGAGAAAUAAAAAAGUAUUGUGUGUUGUUUAUGAAGAAUUCUAUAAUACUAUUUUUUGUGCGUUGAAAAAAAAGGAAUCGUUUGAAUUUGAAAAAAAUUUCACGGCAUUAAGAGCAAUAAAUAUAUUUGUAAAUAUAACAGUAAAAAAAUUUUGGCAAAAGAGUGAGUUUCAUGUGAAAAUUGCUUCUGCAAUAAAACUUUGUCAAUAGUUUUGAAAGAGCAACAUUUGAAGAAAUAAGCAACAAAAUGUCGGAUAUUUAUUAUUGCAGUAACAGUAAGAGUAAACAGAAAUCAAGUGCUGAUACCAAGUGCAGCUCCGCGGAAAAGUCUACGAAAUCAAGCAGUGGCAAUGCCGCAAACAACAGUAAUAACAAUAAUAAUAAUAUUAGUAGUCGAGAAAAUAACAACGUUUGCGGCAAACACACAUCGAUUGGAAAAACAAAUUGGAAUGCUAAGGGCAUUCAAUGCAAUCCGAAUGGUCAUCGCGAUUCAACCGGAAAUAGUUUAAAUGUGCAAGCGCAACCGCAAAAGGUCUUUCACAAUGCGCGUUGCGCGCGCCACCACAAACCACAUCACAACCACAGCCACAACACCAGCAAUAAUGGCAAUAGCAACAGCAACAGCAAUGGCAACAUCAACAGCAACAGCAAUAACAACAACAUUAGUAGUAACGGGCUGGCGAAUGGUGCGACGGCAAAUGGCCUUACCGAUUUGUGCCACCAUCAAUUGGGCACUCCACCCGCGCAUGGGCAUGGACACAAUCACACACACACCAAUGGCGUUGGACAUCGACGUAAAUCGGAAUCAGUCCUAUCCACAGACUCGGAUAUACGUUUCACACGCCGUAAGCUGGGCGAUAGUCAAAAGUGCGGCUGUGCAGUGAUAGCAGGUUUUCUAGUCGCCCUCCUAGUGGCCAGCGCAUUCGUUUAUGUGGGAUAUACAUACUUCCGCCCUGAACCAUUGCCGGAUCGGACGUUUCGCGGCAAGUUUUUAGUGAUGAAUGACAAGUGGUCCAUGGAAUUGGCGGAUCAGAAUUCCUUGCGAUUUAAUCACAAAGCACGAGAUUUCCGAGAACGCCUAAAUUUGAUAGUAAAGCGCUCUGAUUUACGUGAAGCUUACGAGGGCAGCGAGAUACUGGCAUUGGAUGGUACGGAGGACUUUAAUGAGAUUGUCGUCCAUUUUAAUCUUAUCUUCGACCCAUAUGCUGGUCUCGUAUCGACCGCCGACCUGUUAGCGCUCUUCGCAGAAGAGAUAAACUCACCGCACCGCAAAUACUUUGCCAAUAUGACCGUUGACCCGCAAAGUUUAACCAUCAAAGAAGUUACAGGCCUAAUUGAGGAACCCAUUAUGUCCUCUUCACCACUUGGCGGCGAAGAUGAGACCACCGAGAUCAUUACUACCACACCUAAGCCGCCGCGUCGUUGUGAACCGCUAAAAUUGAACUACUGCCGCUCGAUCGGUUAUAACAUUACAACCUAUCCGAAUCUAUUGGGUCAUCAUUCGUUUGAAGAAGUGCAAGCCGAUGUGAUCGCUUUUCGUGAAUUAGUCGAUGCGGAGUGUUUUCGUGAAGCUUUCGACUUCGUUUGCCGCCUAUUGCAGCCACCUUGUGACACGCAUGGCUCUUUCGAGCCCACGCCAGGUGUUAUGUGUCGCGAAUAUUGCCAGCUCUUCAUGAAGGGCUGCGGUAGUCGGCUGCCUGCGCGCUUCAAGCAAUUUUUCGAUUGCGAAACAUUCCCAGAAUCGACGGGCUUACAAAGUUGCCAUCACAAGCCGCAUUGCGCGCACGAUUUGCAGAACAAUGCACAAAGCCCACGACUCUGUGAUGGUUUCGUGGAUUGCCCAGAUUUCUCAGAUGAACGCACUUGUACUUUCUGCACGGGAAACGCGCUGUAUUGUGGUAGAGGACGCGCUUGUGUGGCACGGAAAGCGCGUUGUGAUGGAAAAGCAGACUGCCCGGAUGGGUCUGAUGAAAAGGACUGCCUUGCUAUAGCACCUUUGGCCGCAGAUCUUUUGAAGCCCGAGCCGAUGGUACCCUACUUGCCACGCUUCCAUUCUGAAGGUUUUGCUGUAUUCUCCGAAAAGGGAGUUGUAGGGAAAUUAUGCGCAGAGGGUCUGGAGGAUGAUAGCAAAUUGAUAGUGCGGCAAACUGUGGCAGAGUCCCUCUGCAAAUCACUUGGCUAUGAAUCUGUGGAUAUAUUUGAAGUGCGCAAUGAUACCGAGCUUGUGGAAGAUUACGUGCGCGUACUGGAUCCACAUGCACCGGAAAUCUCCUUCAUACGCACCCAUUGCCAGAAGCGUCAGGUGCUUUAUGUGGGCUGCGGUGAAUUGCAGUGUGGUGUGCAGUCGGUAUUAUCGCCUAAACAAUAUUUAUCGCUGCCAAAAAUGUCCUCACCUGGUGACUGGCCGUGGUUGGUGGCGCUCUAUCGCGAGGAUAUACAUGUUUGUGAUGGAACACUGAUCUCGCGCGAUUGGGUACUCACCACUGAGUCCUGUUUUCAGGGCCAACCACGCGCCACUUGGAUGGCCAUAUUUGGCGCAGUGCGCCUCUCAUCGAAUGCACCGUGGACACAGCGUCGUCGAAUUAUUGGUUUAAUAAAAAGUCCGGUGGAAGGCUCUACAGCAGCGCUGAUACGCCUUGAGACACCAGUCAACUUCUCCGAUCACGUACGACCCAUAUGCCUGCCUGAUGAGCUUCACCGCAAACAGGAGCAACAAGCGAAACGUCGUGCUUUUGUCCCAAAAGCUGAGCGUCUAGAGGGCAAACAACAAAUGCCGACAGUGCCGCCAACGAUUAGCGCUGUCCAACGACGUCUAGCAGAAUCACAAAAAUUCUUCGUUUCGCCAGCGGUGGAACAGGAUCAAGCUGAUACUUCUAGAAUAAACACCAGCGCGGAAAAUAGAGAAGAAAACGCACGUUUUGAUUUUGAUCACUCUGAAGCGGCGGCGUCACAAAUGCCACAUGCCGAAGCGCUGACACAAACAAUGGAACAAAAAUUCAACGAGUAUCCAUUGCCAAAGAGUGCGCCACAAGUGCAUUAUUAUGAUGGUGCUGCGUCUUCAACUGGUCGGUAUGCGCCUGUGCGUGUUGGGCCGGGUGGCAUCGUUGCAGUUGCUGGGCGCACACCAUUGGGUGGUGCAGCUAGUAAGAUACCGCCUGCGCCGCCAAAAGUUGAGGAAAUUUGGACAAAUUGCAAUACGUUGGGCUGGUCAAGGCAGCGAGAUCAUCUGCAGCGGGUGCAGUUGAAAAUUGGUGAUAUGGCACCUUGUGAGAACAUAUCCAUAGCGACCGUGAACAGUAUGUGCACCGAGGCGACCUACCAGAAGCACGAUUGCACGCAAGAGGAAUUUUCUGGUGCGCCAGUGCAAUGUCUCAUUCCGGGCACAAAUCAAUGGGCUCUACUGGGCGUGUCAUCGUGGCGCAUAGCUUGUGGACCGAGUGGCGUAGAGCGGCCAAGAAUGUAUGACAAAAUCACCUCGAAUGCGGCAUGGAUACGGGAAAUUUUAAGUGCCGCGUAAAAAUGCUCAAUUUCGGAGGUACCUGCAGCAGUAGCAGUAGCAGCAGAGAGUGUUAUUAAUGUUAAUGUUAACAUUCUCUGGCAGCAGUACACUUAAGCGACAAGAACAAGAAUCAAUUGAAAUGUAGUUCAAGAUAACAUGAAGCUAAAUAAUUACAUUUAAUACUUACUCGACAAAAAGUACUUAUUCGUAAACGUUUUUUAUUUCGAAUGUUAAUCAAUUUUUUAAUUUCACAUUUUGUAUGUUUGUAUACUCAAAUACUUAAGUACAGUAUAAUUAGUUGUGUAAAAAUUAAGUUUGCGUGUAUGUAUGUGUGUGUGGCAAGAAAUUUUGCAAAUACUUUCCAAUAUUAAAAAUUUUACAAGAAUAUUCUCAAAUCAAAACUUUAUGGGAAUGUAAAUAUCUAAAUGCAUUUGUGUGUGUGAGUGCUUGUGGAAUGUAAUGCAUUUAAAUUAAUAUUAAAUUGGUGUUUUUUUUGUUUUUACAUUCGUUUUAAACUAAUAAGUAUCAUAUUUUUAACUCAUUAAUUUAAACAAAAAACAAAAAACAUUUUACAUUACUUUUUAACUGUUAGUUUACAUAGGUGUUAAGUGCCGACAUCCGUAUGUCUUAAUUAUUUUCAUGUUAAUUAUCCACUCUUGUAAAUUUCCUAAAUAUUAAAAUCAUGUAUUUAUGUACCACAGAAAAUUAUACAAAUGUACUUAUUCUUUUUGUAAAAUGUGUAGCAUAUCAUUGUAAUUUUUUUUUAAUAAAAGUUGUUUUGUUAUA
Anastrepha ludens (Mexican fruit fly) is the source of this 5464-nucleotide messenger RNA. RefSeq lists its product as uncharacterized. The transcript is spliced from 9 exons. NCBI's taxonomy places the organism in Eukaryota, Metazoa, Arthropoda, Insecta, Diptera, Tephritidae. The record is from RefSeq and is a predicted model, not a curated record. Bases 1427 to 4696 code for a protein of 1089 amino acids. Gene Ontology annotation, biological process: proteolysis. Gene Ontology annotation, molecular function: protein binding; serine-type endopeptidase activity.